UGGUUGAGCCUUAUUAACAUGUUUUGAAUAUGACAUGUCAUAAACAUUCUCUUUGUUUUUGUGGACAAGGCCUUAGUUGUCUGUAGAUCUCCAAAUCAAGUCUAUGUGACAGGCAACUCAUGUAUAAACAUAAAAAGUAACUUCCUAACAACUCAGUUUACAACACUAUCUUUCUGCCACAAACUCUCUUUUCACUCAUAACUCCGCCUCUGCCCUACUCUUGCUGUCUUGCAUACUAAUAUGUGUAAAUGCCUUAUCCAACGUAUGAUCUCGCAAUGUCUGAAUCCCUUCCAACGACCGGACAGUUAAGUCCUGGAAGUGAUUCUGAAGGCAAUGAUCAAGAUCAGAACGGAAGCAGUCGUAUUGUGCUUCCUGCCCCUAGAGUCGUCGGGAUAACAGAGAGGCCUGAAAACAAAGAUCAUCCCUGGUAUAUCAGUUCUCAACUCCCAACUGAUCUGUUGAUUCAAGUCCAAGGAGUCACCUUCGCUGUGCACAAGCGUUCACUAAUUUCAAAAUGCGGCUACAUGGAUCGAGUUGAAUUGAAUCAUUCAAAGUCGGAUUUAGGCUACAACAUGAAGCUGGAAAACUUUCCCGGUGGAUCUGAGACUUUUGAAACCAUUUUGAAAUUUUGUUAUGGAUUCCCAGUAGGUUUAACUCCAAACAAUGUAGCUGCACUCAGAUGUGCAGCAGAAUAUCUGGAGAUGACAGAAGAAUUAGAAGACGGAAACAUGAUCUACAAGACGGAAGCCUUUCUCACAUUUGUAGUCCUUUCUUCCUGGAGAGACUCCAUUACUGUGUUGAAAUCAUGUGAAUCCUUGUCUCCAUGGUCUCAGAACAUCCAGCUCGUCAGAAGAUGCCGUGACUCUAUUGCUCAAAAGGCUUCACGAGAAAAUCCAACCACAGGAGACAUUGUCACCGACGAGAGCUGGUGGUUUGAUGAUGUGGCUACCCUCUGCAUUGAUCAUUUCAUGAGGAUCAUAACCGCAGUUCGGGCAAACGGUACAAAACCAGAAACUGUAGGUUCAUGUAUCAUGAAAUAUGCAGAGAAGUGCAUGGAUCAAGAGAUUGGAGUACGAAGAUACGGGUCUGGAAAAACAGAACUGCAGUGGAAUAUAUCAAGCGGUGGCAUGAAAGGAGGCACCGGACAUCAUAAAGAACACAAAUUGGUUAUCGAGAGCCUAAUUAGCAUACUGCCUGAUCAGAAUCAAGGUGUUUCCUGCAAGUUCUUACUGUGGAUGCUGAAGAUGGCGACGAUCUAUUUGGUAUCACCAGCCCUCAUAUUUGAGUUAGAGAAAAGAGUCGGAAUGACACUUGAAAAUGCCAAUGUGGAUGAUCUUCUGAUUCCAAGUUACACAAUUGGGGAUCAGGGGAUCCCUGUGUACAACCCUUGCUUCACAGAGGACUACACAGCGCACAACAUAAGCGUGGUGCAAAGGAUUCUGGAGCAUUUCUUGAUGCACGAACAUCAGCAGCAGAAACCAGUCAAACCGGGGAUUAGUAAGCUCCUGGAUAACUACCUCGCAGAGAUAGCAAGAGAUCCCAAUCUCUCGGUUUCCAAGUUUCAGGCUCUGGCUGAGACCUUGCCAGAAUAUGCCCGGACUUGUGAUGAUGGACUUUACAGAGCUAUUGACAUAUACCUUAAGUCUCAUCCUAAGCUAUCGGAGCACGAGCAAAGAAGGUUGUGCAAAGUAAUGAACUGUGAGAAGCUGUCACUCGAUGCUUGCAUGCAUGCUGCGCAAAAUGAUAGAUUGCCUAUAAGAAGUGUGAUUCAGGUAUUGUUCGCGGAACAAGUCAAAAUCAGGGCAGCAAUGCAAGGAAAGGAGCAGGCUGGAAGUGGUGAGAACAUAGACCAAGAACAUAGCUGGUUGUCUACCACCACAGAGAUCACAAAUCUCAGAGUAGAACUAGAGAAAGUAAAAUCGCAAAUGGCAGAGCUGCAGAGAGACUACUCUGAACUGCAGCAAGAUUAUAAUAAGCUCCAUAGCAAGCACAGGAGUUCACCAACAUGGACUUUUGGAUGGAAGAAGAUAAGGAAGUCAUCCUUUUUUCACAAAAAAUCAGAUAAUGAAGAAAGUGAAGAUGCACAGCACAAUUCAUCCCCUGAUAACAGCCGAGCUCGCUUCCACAGAAGGAAAUCGAUCUCCUGAACUAUCAAAACGUUCUCCCUCCAUCAAUCAAAGAGUAAUACUGAAGCUCAUUUAUAUAUAAAUGCAUAAUAUUGAAGUUAAGCACUUGACAAAAAGAAAUGAACUUGAGCAAUAUUUGUCGCCUAAUGCUCUACAAAUUGUGGAACUUGUACAGGUUAAACAGUAUUACACUAACUUGCACAUCACUGAUCACUAGCAAAAUAGCAGUUGCUGUUGAGACAGAUUUCAAGUUCCAACUACAAUCAAGCACUUGAUUUCUUACCGCUUUCUUAAUCCCCACUUUUCGUAGAGUCUGAAUGUCACUGAAAUAUUCCUUUCAUAUGAAACCACCAUGUUUAACGAAUAUUUUCCUAUGAAUAGAUUGGGGAGUAAAUUUCAGAGGUGUGACUACUUUU
This is a messenger RNA of Daucus carota subsp. sativus, 2542 nucleotides long. RefSeq names its product BTB/POZ domain-containing protein DOT3. The coding region runs from base 249 to 2147 and encodes 632 amino acids. Gene Ontology annotation, molecular function: protein binding. The transcript is spliced from 6 exons. NCBI's taxonomy places the organism in Eukaryota, Viridiplantae, Streptophyta, Magnoliopsida, Apiales, Apiaceae. The record is from RefSeq and is a predicted model, not a curated record.